AAGAUGUAGAGUUCAUGUCCAGUACAGAAAAAUAUGAUCUUCACUCUUUGUCCAAAAAAAGAAUAGAUUAUACCAUUUACACAGUGUAAAUCAGAAGAAAUUCUCUUAACUAGUUUUGUUGCACCCCUAGUUUGAGCAAUGUAUGAUUCAUGAAUGUGGGAACUCCAAAGUGCAAAAGAGGUAGCAUGAACACUUACUCUUUAAAAUUAAGUCUUCUCACACUGUAUGUACUUUCCACAGAGCUUUGCCCCAGUGGCCUUUGUAAGGCCUCCAAGACACAUUUGGAACUCAGAGAGGGUAUCUUAAAGGCGUGUAACAGGAUCAGGAUUCCUGGCAUUAUUUGAAGUGUGGUUGGAUUAGGCUGUUUGUUACAAAGCGAUCAAGUUAGGUUCUUCCCUUUCCAUAGGGACAUACUUGCUCACUAAAACUAUCUAGGUUUAUUUUGGAUUUCUGGCUGAGUUAGAAAGCAGGGGAGAGCAUUAUAAAAUGCUUCACACAGGACUAAACUGGGCCAGUCUUGUGUGGAUGUUAUGCAAAUAUACAUAUGUUGACUUACGGGUCACCUUGUGACCCCCUAGUGAAACACUUGCCCUGCUUGUCACAAGCCCUAAACAGCUAAUAAGACCAUACAAGGGUCAAAAUUAUCCUCUCUGCUGACUUUGGGAGCCACUACAUAACUCAAAAAGGUGGCAAGCUCACCAUGUCAUGAAAAUAAACAAGGCUAAAAAUGCAGUCUCUCCCCUGCAAAAGUCAUCCUGAGUCUUAGAGGAUGUACCCUCUUACUCCCCAGAGAUAUGAAAUUCUCCAUUCUCCACUGUUGACUCAGGGUCUCAAAACAAGAAUUGCAUUACAGGCAGCUCAAGCCUAUUUCUACCUUCUCCUUGAUAAUCAAUUAGCAUUUUCCCAGCCAACACCUCCCUAGACAGCACAGCAAAAGCUCAGUGUAGAUGAAGGUAAGCUAUCCAACUGCAUUGAGUUUAAAAAUAAAUAAAUAAUCAAAGGCUGGUUUGUAAAAGAUACUGAAGUGCUUUAUAAAUAUAAGUAACUAAAGUUUCAGAGGGAGUGAAAUGAUAUGAACCCAAGAGAAGUACCUAUAGAUCUAUCUAUAUCUUAAUUUAUAAGGUAUUUGUCAGGCACCAGCCAUGGCAGAAUGUAAACAUGAUGUGUACGAAUGAUGAUUCACCUUUGGCUACUUUAUACGUAAGUGAUUUAUUAAUCCCUCUUCCAUUAGCAUCAGACUAUGAUCUCACCCUUAUGAUAGCCAAUGUGCCAUUUGCUAGAGACAGGUGGACCUCAACCCAUCUGGAGAUUCAUUGCAGAUGAGAUAAUCUCAAAGGAUAAGAUUUUGCCCUACUAAAAUUAAUACUAGAAUUUCAAUAAACUUCUAAUAGAUUCUUAAAUUUCACAAAACUGCUUUAAUUUUCCUUUUUUUUUCUUCUUUCCUCCAGACUGCAGUCUAAAAAACUGUGCCAAAGCUCUCCUCAACCAACUUUUCUCUAAGAAUCUUUGCAAUUACCAAAGAUAUUGUAAGGAAAAUGUCCUUUUUGGUAAGCCACGACUUAGGUCCAAGUCACACUAUUAACAGAAGAAAGAAGACUUCAAAAAAAAUACUAGCUUUCUCUUGUGAAACAAUCAAGUCUCUCUCAAACUCAGAAAAGUUUUAGGUUAGAUUACUUGAUUAUAAAUGUACAGCAUCUUCCUUGUUGGGCUGUACCAGUCUACCUUCUGAUUAUGCUUAAUCUGUGCUAAAGAACCGAGAUGUAAUUCAAAAUAAAAAACAAAAGCCAUAUUGAAGUAGGGCUCCUUGAGGCAGGGUGUCUUGAAUUCACUAGGUGGGGAGAAAGGAACUUCCCUCAUUUAUGGAACACUGCUUGCACCAAGUGCAUUCACAGUGCUUAAAACAAAGGAUAACAUCUCCACUGUGGAGAAGCUGCAUACUUCAGGUUGUGAAGAAACACAUCAAAUAAAUCCAGUAAAUUUGUUUAGGUGAGCAGGGUGCAAUCUCCAACCCUGGAAUCAGACAAGAACAUUAACAUGAGCAGCUUCUUUAUGCCAAUAAUACCCUGGACCUAUUAUCAGCAAGAGAGGCCUCAAUGUUGCAUCUCCUGUGAAUAAUACCUAAACAAACCACUCAGCUUCUUCUCUUCCAUCGCUGGAUUUCCUUCUGAUAUUUUGAAAAAACUGUGAUCAGUUACUAAAAGCUUGAGCUUGAUAACCUCAGUCAUAGAGACAAAUUUCAAUACAUUCACAUGCUCCAGAGGGAAAUCAUUAUACCAAGUGCACUUUUGAAAGGUCACUGAUAGAUAGGUAUUGCAGGUAGAUGUGACAGAUAGAUACAUAUGCACAGACAGAUAAAUUGCAGCUCAUAUCCCCUCUGCUGCUCCACUGAAUGGGCCUUCCCUCCUGUGUCCACAUCUAUCCCAUUUGCCAUGUGCUAAGGAUGGUAUCACAGACAUUGUGAGUUUUAACACACACAGACAAGCAUCUCUCACUCUGCUACAGCCAAGUAAAAUGAAUGAUGACUAAAAUGGACAGUUAAGGCAAUGUUAGAAUCUGACUAACAGCAUCUAAUGAGCUCCAGGUGCUUUUUCUUUUGGCAUAAUUUGAAAUAUAACAUUUGAAAGCACUGCAUGCCAUUCAGUUCUUCCAGUUCAAUCUUGCAUUCUGGAACCAACCAUUAUGUCAAUGGUCUCCAAGGGUGUAGCACUCCUGUUGCUUAGUAACAGUAACUUGGUAAAUUUCAUAAGCUGCAGAAGGAGCACUGAAACGCAGGACCCUGGAGUUGGGGAAACCCUUUUGCCACUCCUCACUGGCAUGCUCACACCAGCCUCUCGAAGAGCUGCCAUUUUCCAUCAAGGAAGUACAAUUCAGAAUUCACAGGGCUGUGGAAAGGAAACAGUCCUGUGUUUCAUGCUCAUGGGUUCAUUUACAGACUGAAAGACUAAUUCAUUAUUCAAAGAAGAGCAGACAGAGGAGAACAGCACAGUAACAGAAUGUGAAUGCUCAGCCCACGCUACUGAGAAAAACCAAGCAGCCUGUGACAUCUGCACCUCACCCUCUGAACCUUCUGAGCUACUUUAGCCGAGUCUGGUGUGCCUGUCUGUCAGCAGAGAGAUGCCCAAGGGAAAAGGUCCACAAGGGAAAAGGAUCACCUUGAAAGUGGCCAAAAAUGCAGUCCGGGUACUUUUUAAUGGAAGGCGCCGUCUUGAGUUAGGCAAAAUGGGCAUUGCCACCUUCCCCAAGUGCAUUCUGGAGCUGGCUGACGUGGAAGAACUUGAUUUGAGCAGAAACUUGUUAAGAAAGAUUCCAAACACCAUUGAGAAGUUCCAGAAUCUGAUGUGGCUGGACCUGCACAGUAAUCAGAUUGAUGAGCUGCCCGCAGCAAUAGGCACACUUCAGAACCUUACUUUCCUGAAUUUAUGCAACAACAAGUUGACCACAAAAGGUCUACCACAAGAGUUGACCCUUCUCAGGAACCUGCGUACUCUCAACCUUGGCUUGAACUGCCUUGAGACUAUUCCCACCACUCUUGGGUCCCUGAGGGAACUUAUUGAGCUAGGUCUCUUUGACAACUCCUUGACCAUCAUCCCAAAGAGUGUGAAAAAGCUCCCCAAGCUUGAGAGACUGAAUGUAAAAAGAAACCCUUUACCAGAAUUUGCGGAGGAAGAAAAGCCAAUUGACACCGUUAAACGCAUAGAAUCGCUUUACUUAAUUGAAAAGAAAGACCUUUGUGGUUCCUGCCUAGAGACGUGUCAGGGCGAGAGGGAUGAGCUGCACAAGUUAGAGGACAUGGCACCCGGCCCCUCGGAUAAGCCAAGUUUCCCUUCACUCAGUACACCAAAUUCCACUGCAAGAGAUAACCAAGAAGAAUGGAGAAUAAAAGAAGAUGAUGACAACGACAAUCCUGGAAAUAUACCAGGGAACUCUGCAGACCAUGUUCCAUGAAGUCCAGCCCAAGCUAAUAAAAAGCUGACCUCCCUCCU
Molecule: messenger RNA, 3983 nt
Organism: Parus major (Great Tit)
Lineage: Eukaryota; Metazoa; Chordata; Aves; Passeriformes; Paridae
Gene: LRRC18
Product: leucine rich repeat containing 18
Exons: 2
Coding region: 3115-3945 (276 amino acids)
Molecular function (GO): protein binding
Source: RefSeq, a predicted model, not a curated record